Labrus mixtus (cuckoo wrasse) is the source of this 3347-nucleotide messenger RNA. Its product is annotated as IgGFc-binding protein-like. NCBI's taxonomy places the organism in Eukaryota, Metazoa, Chordata, Actinopteri, Labriformes, Labridae. The coding region runs from base 13 to 3132 and encodes 1039 amino acids. The record is from RefSeq and is a predicted model, not a curated record. The transcript has 8 exons.
GUCAUUUCAGAUAUGCGCUGUCCACCAAACAGUCACUACAAGACCUGUGGCACAGCCUGUCCUCCAUCCUGCGAGUAUAAUGCCACCGCCUGUACAACGGCCUGUGUUGUGGGCUGCUUCUGCGACCCUGGAUUUAUCAGGAGUCCGACUGGCUGCGUGCGUCCACAUCAGUGUGGCUGUACUGAGUCCACAGGCAAAUACCACAGCCUCAACUCAACUUACUGGACCCCAGACAACUGUGGUCAGCUCUGCACCUGUGGACCAGCUACUGGAGAGGUCCACUGCCAAGCGGCCCACUGCCCGAGAGGAAUGGUCUGCAAGGAGCUACAUCGCAAGAAAAUGUGUCAGCCUGAGAAACCCAUGAACUGUACAAUGGUUACAGGGAUGCAUUUUACAAGCUUUGAUGGACAUCAUUUUGAUUACAGAGACAGUUGUUCAUACUCUUUGGUUCAAACCAAGUCUAAUGUAACAGAACUUACACCGUUCACCAUCACUAUCUCUGAUGCAAUUUGUCACAAAAGGCUUUUUAAUAGCCUCAACUUAAAUCUCUCUAUCUAUGAUUUGGAGGUUGUGGUGGGAAAGCAUGACCCAGGAAAGAUUUUUGUUGAUGGACAUCAUGAGCCCCUGCCAUACUCCCACCCCACAGGCCACGUUAAUGCCUACCGCACACCUUCAUCCCUUGUCAUUAACACCGAUGUGGGCCUACAGGUGGUCGUCUACAACUCCGGCACGCUUAUGGUUAUUCUCUCCAGGAGCUAUGCCUCAUCCGUCUCUGGUCUUUGUGCGAAUGCAAACUCUGACCCUGAAGAUGACCUGAUGAUGCCUGAUGAAGAGCAAGCCCAAAAUGUUCUGGAGUUUGUCCACAGCUGGAGGUCUCGGGGAGCCGAGGCCUGCAGGGACGACUGUUUCUCCAGACUGAAGCAUUGUCCGGCUGAGACGCAGAAGCUGUUUGAAGGCAGCGAUUUCUGUGGGGUGUUGUUGAAUGAGCUCGGGCCCUUUGCAGACUGUUCCUCAGUUUUAAGUCCCGAGCAUUACUUUCACAGUUGUGUAGUAGAUGUCUGCUCUUACAGCAUACACUACUCUGCACUCUGCAGCUCCAUUGCAUCGUACGCAGCUGCCUGCCAAGCAGCUCGUCUACCAGUGAGGCAUUGGAGAAGUGACACUUUCUGUCGUAUGUCAUGCCCCAAAAACAGCCACUAUGAGCUGUGUGGACCUCGAUGCCCUGUUGUGUGCCAAGGACUGUCCUCUCCAGCACACUGCAGCGGAGGUUGUGAGGAAGGAUGCCAGUGUGACCACGGCUACGUCUUGAGCGAUGGUCAGUGUGUGCUGGUUUCUGACUGCGGAUGCAUGCAUGAGGGACACUAUCACCCCGCUGGCCCCUUCUUGGAAAACUGCGAAAAGUGUAACUGUGAAAGAGGACUGCUCACCUGCGUCGCCAUCGCGGACUGUUCAGCAGAGAAGGGCCCUGCCUUGCAGUACGGUGUGUGCCAAGUGUUUGCUGGUUUUGGCUACGUUACAUUCGAUGGUGGUGUUCUGCCUCACCAUGGAGCUUGCACAUAUCUAUUGUCGGCUGUCUCCUCUAAGGCUACUCCAGACUACACUCUUCUAAUAAGCUUCAAAAAUGAAAGCAGUGGAAACUUCACAAUCAGCAGACUAGUAUUUGAUAUGCUUUCUCUUGAGGUGUCUAUUGACCCUGAAACUCUAUGGAAGAUACAGGUUAAUAAAGAAGAGCGCAGCGUCCCUUUUGACAAUGGUGAACUUCAAACAUACAAAGAUGGCAACAGACUGAUUAUCAAAACACGAUCCGGGUUGGAAUUGUCCUUGUCCUCCACACAAUACCUCAGGUUAACUGUACCCCAGGUAUAUAAUGGCACAGCUUCAGGCCUCUGUGGGAACUUCAAUGGGGACGAGUCUGAUGACAUGGAACUGAGAAAUGGUAGUCUCACCAGCAGCUUUGCGGAGCUCCUGCACAGUUGGGCAGAGUCGGCUCCUGAAGAACACUGUGCCGACACCUGUGGGAGCGAGUGUAACGAGUGCAGCCUGUCCCCACACGACAGCGGUGUCUGCGACGCCCUUUUGAGCAUUAGUGUUGAAUUCAGCCAACACCGGAGCAGCAGUGUGGAGUGGGAGAUUUACACGCAAAUGUGCCUAAGGGCAGUUUGUGCUGGGGCAGGAGACAGGGCCCUAUGUCUUGCACUGGAAGCACUUUUUUCAGCCUGUGAAGCUAAAGGAAUACCAGUAGGACCAUGGAGAGAGCAUACUCCGUGUACUCUUCAGUGUCCUGACCGCAGUAGCCCAAGUGUCUGUGUUGAGGCCGGUUCCAGUUCAUGCCCUGCUUUGCUCCAGCCUGGUUCUCCAGCGACCAGCUGUUCAGAAGGCUGCCAGUGCCAUCACCAUAAUGUGUUUGAUGGGGGAGAGUGUGUGCCUUACAGUCAGUGCGGGUGUCUUCUUGGUGAUAAAUAUAUCAAGACUGAUGAGCUCCUCUACACAGAGGACUGCACCCAGAGAUGUUGGUGUCACCCUCUCAGUGGGGUGCUUUGUGAGGAUGCAGGCUGUGACUCAGAGCAGCAAUGUACUCUGAGGAAUGGCUCUUGGAGCUGUCGGGAUAGACCUGAAGUUUGUGAGCUCAGGAACAGCCUCCAGGUGUCCACCCUCAGUAGUCAGCAGCUAAUCCUGGAGCCCAGCGUAGCUUACAGUCUGAUGUCUCUGUGCGAUGAAGCCAGUGCGCAGUGGUUCAGCGUGAUGUCCUACUGUGGACCUUGUAAUGGCAGCUCCAGACCAGUCAGUGUGUUUCAAAUCCUCCUGCACGGAUCGUCGAUCACCAUUCAGGAUGGUACAGUAAAGGUGAAUGGACAGUUGGUGUCCCUCCCUCACAUUUUGCCAUUCAGGGUCUCCCUGAAAUCAGGAAUGAGCCAGGACAAGUCAGAGGUCACUGUGAUUCUGAGCAGAGAUGCUGGGAUGGAGAAAGAGCUGGACGUAGAGAUUGGUGUUACCAUGGUGACAAUAAAGACUCCUCUCUGGUACUCGGAAAAACUGUGUGGUCUAUGUGGAAACCUGAACGACCUCCACGCUCUCAGGUCGGUCAGGUCAUGGGCCCUCUCUGACUUUCCAGGCUGUGGCUUCACCGGAUGAUAGCUGUCUGUUUUGAUUUUCUAUUAAUAUGUAUUGUUUUAAAUACAAAACAGUUGAAACAACUCUGUCGUGGCUUCAUUGAAACUCUGGAUAUCUUGACUUUCUUGUACAUUUAUACAUUACACUAGAAGCUCUUAUCAGUGAGCCCAUAUACCUUUUGUAAUCAGGUCUUCUCCAGCCACUGUUGUUUAGGUUUAAACUAAUAAAAUCAUGAG